AGAUGAGAGGCAAAUUUCGCUUUUUUUUCAUCAGAAACGGAAGAAAAAAAUUAGUAAUUGUGUCAUGUUUGAGGAUGACAGAUAUAGAAUAAAGAUUUCGUUUUUGUACAUACUAUGCGUUUCUUGUGUGAUGCUGCACCGGUGCUGGAGGUGUCAGUAGGAUUUCGCAAUAUGUUACAAUUUUGGGUGUAUAGGGAAUAUUAUGCCGGACGUUAUCUAUUUGCAAUGGAUCAUUGUAAAAAUUAGACGCCAGGGUUUGGAACUGGAUUGAUUUCUUGACACAACAACUUGGGGAAAAUUCUUCCCAUCACCAUGUUGCAAACGAGGUAGGUGACAUUGUUUGGGGGAUAGCCUAUAUUGCAGAGGUGAAAAACCCAUCUGAGAUCGCUUUUGUCUCCCCCCUAAAAUAUGAUCAGGGGUGCUUGGAUGUUUCGAAGGGAAGAUGACGCCGUGUUAAAAAUCUGUUGUGCACCCAAACAAAACGACAAACCCUGUGCCGAUUCCGAGAGGGUACAGAAAUGGCGAAUGUCUUUGGCAUCCCUAUUAUUUUUCACUGUCCUUCUCUCUGAUCACCUCUGGUUGUGUGCUGGAGUUAAACUGAGGUCCAAGGAUAGGAGCAACCGCAAAAUCUGGAGUAACGCGACUGACGGGGUCCACCCGGCUCUAAAUGAGGAGAAAUUUGGUAUUUUUCUAAGCAAUUUCACCAAAUCCGCUGCUCCAAGUCCUCAUUGCACUGAUUCUCAAAGCCACCACACUCACCUGGAGUCAGCCUGCACCACGUUGUAUCAGCAAAAAAAUGGCUUUGGGUCCUCUUUCUCAACUCCAUCAACGUUCUCGUCACAGAUGUUACUUGAUUAUUUUAGGAAUUUUAGCCUUUCUUUUUGUGAUUCUUACACCAUCUCCGACUUACUGUUGGGGAUGUCAAGCCCAGACAGUUUGAAUUGCAGUCUUCAGAACAUGGUUUUGGAUUUGUUUAGAGGCGGUGGGGAUGACGAGGAUGUCUGCAGCAUCUGUAUCCAGGCGUACAUGCGGCUGGACCAACACGCUCAGGAAAAAUAUGAAGAGUUUGACUUCUUCUUUCUCAAGUAUUUAUCGGAGGAUUAUUCCGUCCGAUCCCACACAGAAGACUGUAAGUCAGUCUACAAAGCCUGGUUAUGCUCAGAAUACUUCAACGCCACCCAGAGCCAGUGUCAACACAGGAUUCCCUGCAAGCAAUAUUGUCUGGAGGUCCAGACCAUGUGCCCCUUUGUGUUACCAGACAAUGACGACUUGGUCUACGGAGGACUAUCUAGUUUCAUCUGUACAGGGCUACUAGAAAACCAUUUAACCAAUGCAGACCCUGAGUGUUGUGAUGUCAGAUGGAGUGGCUGCGACCCCUCUGUGGGGGCGGCGUGCGCCCUGACACAGCUACCAGGGUCGUCGUCAUGGCAGCGGCGCAGCUCCCCGCCCAUGUCAGCUGCAUCACGGCUGUGCAGCAGCAGACUAAGACUGUGUGUUCUGGUCCUCAUCCUGCUGCACACUGUCGUCUCCUUCUCCACUGUCCAGAGCAGUGGCGCUGUGGGCCUGGAGGCCAUGGUACCCCUGCCCCUAGAGGAGAGCUCUGCCCGAGAGGAAUGACUGAUUUUGAACAAGAGUUUCUACUGUUCCCUGCCUCCAGUCUACAGAGACCCCUUCCUUCACAGUACCUGAGGAGUGUGGCGUUUAUAACCCUCUCUCUCCAUCCAGUCCCCUCCACAGGACAUCAGCAAUGAGGAGGUUAUACACCGUUCCAGGGCAGGCUACAGGUCGGUAUACCUCCUCACCCUCCACCACACCGGAGGAGUGGCGAAGCACGGGCCCUCCCCUACCUCGACACAGAGAGGUAUGGAGGUGGAUGAGGUUUCGAAACUGAGAACCAGACAUGUCUCACAUGUAAGGAGGACAUGAAAGGGCAUAGGGAAAGAGAGGCGGGUCUCCUAUCAUCCCAGGGUCCAGAGGAAGCGUCGAUUUUAUAACUGAAAGAGGUACUGUAUGCUGUUUCUGAGAAAGUUUUGGGUACAAAUGGCCUUUUUCAAGUUUUAUCACUACUCUAUUUAAUGAGUUGAGUGAUGUUUUUGGGGAUUUACGUAUGACGUUGGGUGUUGAGUUUGUGAACUGCACAGUGGGGAAAAGUAUGAGUUGCAGGCUCGUAUGCUAUUUUUUUUAAUCUGGGUGUGUGUGUGUGUGUGUGUGUGUGUGUGUGUGUGUGUGUGUGUGUGUGU
This is a messenger RNA of Oncorhynchus masou masou (cherry salmon), 2240 nucleotides long. Its product is annotated as NALCN channel auxiliary factor 2-like. Gene Ontology annotation, cellular component: plasma membrane. Bases 409 to 1617 code for a protein of 402 amino acids. The transcript is spliced from 3 exons. Gene Ontology annotation, molecular function: stretch-activated, monoatomic cation-selective, calcium channel activity. Lineage: Eukaryota; Metazoa; Chordata; Actinopteri; Salmoniformes; Salmonidae. Gene Ontology annotation, biological process: calcium ion import across plasma membrane. The record is from RefSeq and is a predicted model, not a curated record.